This is a messenger RNA of Perognathus longimembris pacificus (Pacific pocket mouse), 2123 nucleotides long. It is a transcript of the gene Ccdc117, whose product is annotated as coiled-coil domain containing 117. The transcript is spliced from 6 exons. Bases 131 to 964 code for a protein of 277 amino acids. The record is from RefSeq and is a predicted model, not a curated record. Lineage: Eukaryota; Metazoa; Chordata; Mammalia; Rodentia; Heteromyidae.
GAAGGCGUGACGUGGGUGUCGAAGCGGGCUUGGAAGCGGGCGCUGCUCGGCAGUGGUGGUAGCUGCUACUUUGGGGCCUGCGGACGGAGGCGGCCGGGGUCGCGGUCACAGCUCCCCGGUCUCGGUAGCCAUGGCGGCGCUGGGCCGGCCCUUCAGCGGGCUCCCUCUGAGCGGCAGUUCCGAGUUCCUGCAGCCGACGCCGGCCUUCCCGGGCCGGGCCUUCCCACCGGGAGGCGACGGCCCCGAGCGGCUCCCGCGGCCGGGACCCCGCGCCGUCCCCGGCCACCCGGGCGGGAGCGCCGCGCGCGGACGUAUUUCCGUUCACUGUAAAAAGAAACACAAGCGAGAGGCUGAAGACGACGAUUGUCCAGUAAGAAAGAAACGACUGACUGAGGCAGACCUCUGUGCUGGUGGUAAUGCAUGGAUUCUCUGCACACAUCAGGAUGUGGAGUGUCACCCAGGAAACCUGUGCUCUAGUGGCCUUUCUGUGCCUGGCAUGAUGGAUGCUGCUUGUGAAGAAAUGGAUCAGACCAUUGGAGAACCUCAGUGUGAGGCAGCUCGAAGGAGGCUUCAGGAAAUUGAGGACAGGAUAAUUGAUGAAGAUGAGGAAGUUGAAGCUGACAGAAAUGUUAACCAUCUCCCUAGUCUUGUCCUUUCUGAUACCAUGAAAACAGGUUUGAAGAGAGAAUUUGAUGAAGUCUUUACAAAGAAGAUGAUUGAGUCUAUGAGCCGGCCUUCCAUGGAGCUUGUGCUCUGGAAACCUCUUCCUGAACUCCUUUCUGAUAAGCCAAAGCCAUCAUGUAAUGCUAAGAAAUUCACCGGAGAAAGCCACACUAAGCUUGUAGCUCCUGGCACUGCCUUCCCACAGAGAACUGAACUGUUCUUGGAACCUUGGCAAACAGGAAUGCCACUUUACAAUAGUUUGGAAACUGCUGCUAGCACAGAAGAAGAGAUGGAACUCUAGAAAUCAGUUUCUUACACUAAUUUGUCAAAUGUUAGGAGGUUCCUAAGUUUAGUAGUGAGCCUGUUUGCAAAUUAUAGGGACUUGAAAGUUUUAUGAAACGGGUGUAAUAUCUCCACCUGUAGUUUGGGGUGAGACUCUCAUUUUGGGUAGCCAUGUUUUGAAUUCAACUUUUGCCAAGGAAGCUUGUCUCAAGGGAAAAGUUUUCUAAUGGGCAUAUUAAAGGACUACUAGCUUAAAGUCUCUUUAAAGGCAAGCAUAGAAGCUGUAAGGGUAACAGUCUUCUGUCACAUUGCCUAAGCCAUUCAUACACUUAGCACUCCUGAGUUGGAAAAGUGUAAGGCGUUCCUACCUACUACCACCCUGCUCUGAUUGUUGACUCCUUGCAGGAGAGAUGAAGCAGUAGCUUAAGCCUCUUGGUAAUAAGUUUAACAAAGGCCUAUGCAGAUGGUCUGUCAUUCAACAUAGCUAUAUUGAUUGAGCAGCCAACAGCAUGUCAGCUCUCCUCUUAGCCUAAAAAAUGCAAUGAAGCGUUCUAAGAGGUUUGUCCUGUGCUACUGUUGUCUCUUUUGCAUAAAUGAUAAGUCUGUUCAGUAAUGUUUACAACUCAAAUAACUUUGAUAGUAUAAAGGAAUCUAAGGCAAGCCAUCUUCAAGUUGACCACAGAAAGAAGCAUUCUUUCAUGAAUCCUAAGGAAGCACUUUGUCAGCUAUAACCAACAUUGGUAACUUCCGUAGUUUAAAAAGAGAAAAGUGAUAUUGGUAUUAACAAGUUCACCAAGAAUGUAUAGGCAAGUAACAUUAAGACUUAAAUGGAAAUUUGUCAAUUCGGUGCUUAAAUUUGUGCAGUAAGCCUAAUAGAAGUGGAGAAUGGAUUUCUGCUAGCAAGAAAUCUUAACCUCCUUGAGUAUCUAAACCUGUCUUCAGGUGUCCUUUAGGAAAAACCAGGAUUACAAUCGAAUUUCUCAGGAAGAGCUCAUUGGUGUGAACGGGACUCAGUACAAGGUAAAGAGACAGAUCCUUACUGCUGUGGGACAUUCACUACAAGAUAAAAAGUAAGUGUAAUAGUGGCCCUUUAUCACAGCAGGGACUGCUCCAGUUCUAAUUAGCUUUCUGGAUAUAUAUAUAUAUAUAUUUUUUUUUUUUUCCUGCUUUGUAGGAGG